Messenger RNA from Lolium perenne, 2101 nucleotides. Its product is annotated as endoglucanase 18. Gene Ontology annotation, biological process: carbohydrate metabolic process. Lineage: Eukaryota; Viridiplantae; Streptophyta; Magnoliopsida; Poales; Poaceae. Gene Ontology annotation, molecular function: hydrolase activity, hydrolyzing O-glycosyl compounds. The record is from RefSeq and is a predicted model, not a curated record.
ACUGAUCAUGGGGAGACGGUCAUGGCCAGCCUCUAACUCCCCACCCACGCGCGCGCGUCUCUGUCCUCCCCAUCGCCGGCGGCACGUCUGCGCCCCCGCCCGCGCUGUCGGUUACCUCGACCGACGUCGCGGCUAAUCAGUUCGCGACGCGUGCGGUUGCCUGCGUGGUUUUAAUCCUCCUUUCAUGGAUGCAACCGAUCGGCCGCGCACAGGCAGGGAAUAAAUUACUAUCUCGCCAGAGAAGCUUGGAGGGAUCGAUCGAUUGACAACAAUGGCGCGCUGCGUGCGGUGCUGCUGCUGCCUCCUGGUGCUGCUGCUCGUGGCGCUCGGCGUCACGGCCGUCGUCGUGUUCCUCCGCCACAGGAACGGCGGCGGCCCCGUCGUCCCCGGCGGCAUCGAUCGCAAGUACGCCGAGGCCCUCGCCGUCGCCCUGCAGUUCUUCCAGGUCCAGAAAUCCGGGAAGCUGGUGAACAACAAGAUCCCGUGGAGGGGCGACUCGGCGGAGGACGACGGGCAGGAGGCCGGGCUGGACCUGUCCAAGGGGAUGUACGACGCCGGCGACCACAUCAAGUUCGGCUUCCCCAUGGCGUUCACGGCCACCAUGCUGUCGUGGUCCGUCCUCGAGUACGGCGGCGCCAUGCAAGCCGCCAAGCAGCGGGACGCCGCCCUCGACGCGCUGCGCUGGAUCAUGGAUUACCUCCUCAACGCGCACCCCUCCGCCGAUGUCCUCUACAUUCAGGUAGGCGACCCUGAAGCCGACCACAAGUGCUGGGAGAGGCCGGAGACCAUGUCCGAGAAGCGGCCGCUGACCAAGAUCACCGCCAAGUCCCCCGGCAGCGACGUGGCGGCCGAGACGGCGGCCGCCAUGGCCGCGGCGUCGCUGGUGUACAAGCCCAUCAACGAGUCAUACUCGUCUUCCCUCCUCGAGCACGCAGAGCAGCUCUUCGCCUUCGCCGACCGGCACAGGGGUGCCUACACGCGCACCUUCCCGGAGCUCAGCAAGUACUACAACUCCACCACGUACCAGGACGAGCUCCUGUGGGCGAGCGGCUGGCUCUUCCACGCCACGGGGAACAACAGCUACCUCGCGUACGCCACCGGCAAGAACGGCGAGGACUUCGCCGACCUCGGUAACCCCAGGUACUUCAGCUGGGACGACAAGCGACCGGGGACGCAGGUUCUUCUGUCGAGGGCGAGCUUCUUUGCGUCGCAGGGAUCUGGUCUCGCCACGGACAAUGGCCUCGAGUCGUACAAGCAGACCGCCGAUGCCGUCAUGUGCAUUCUCCUGCCGGACUCUGAAACUGCCGCAUUCAGAACUGAAGGGGGGUUGCUGUAUGUCGCCGAGUGGAACUCGCUCCAGCACCCGGUGGCCUCCGCCUUCCUCGCCGCCGUUUACAGCGACUACAUGCUGACCUCGGGGAAGACAGAGCUCAGGUGCGGCGGGCAGAGCUUCGCGCCGGCGGACCUGCGCAAGUUCGCCCAGUCCCAGGCGGACUACGUGCUGGGGGAUAACCCGAUGAAGCUGAGCUACCUGGUCGGGUACGGCGACAGCUACCCGCAGCGGGUGCACCACCGGGGCGCGUCGAUCCCGGCGGACGUCGACACGGGGUGCGGCGGCCAGGAGUGGCUCAACACGGCGGAGGCCAACCCGAACGUGGCCAUGGGCGCGCUCGUCGGAGGCCCCUUCAAGAACGACUCGUUCGUGGACGAGCGGCAGAACGUGAUGCAGAACGAGGCCACCACGUACAACAGCGCCCUCGUCGUCGGCCUCCUCUCCAGCCUCCUCACCACCUCCUCCGUCGCGCAGUCCUUGUCGUCGUGAUUGAUUCGAUGCUCUCGAUGGAGUCCUAACCUGCUAGCCAACUAAUUAUUUGUGUAGAUUAAGUGAUCAACUCGUGGUCCAACUGAAUUACUGAACUGAUAUAUGAUUUUACCAGUCACUACGACUCAGUAGGAGAUCACACUGAAUUGUGUAGGUUGUUGUAUUGUACUAUCGUGGAAGAAUUCAGAAUCUGUACAUGGCAUUAUGGUAAUAUGAUAGUACUGACAAGAGUGUUAGCCUGUAAAUCUGUUGUUUACAUUGUGAUCUUCAACUUCAGAA